GCAACGGCCUAUACGGGUACUGGUCAAGAACAACUCUCAUUCGACAUUUGGGUAGUGUGAUGAACUCGUAUCACGUCAAGUACAAGUGCCUCCAGGAACUGGAGGAAGGGACACUCAAACCCAGGGAAGCCGCGAAGAAGUACAACGUGAACAAUCGGACAAUUUCUCGGUGGAAGGCCGACGCUGAGAGCAUUCGUCAACGGGUGGAGUCGGCGCCGCCCGGGGCCAAGUUGACGCGCAAGCCGCGCGCGGACUUCAAGCGCAAGGAGCGCCCUCUGUCCAAGGACGAACGUCGCUUCAAGAUGUUUGUCGAGUCGCGGGGGAAGACGUCGAAGCUGCGUAUGGCGGACGUGAUUGCCAAAUGUCAGCAACUGUUGCCGACGUCGGCGGGCAAGCAAGGUCACAACUUGUACAUGUACGUGUUUCGGUGGUUGCGGCGGCACAAGCUCAUGGAAUGCGUGACGUUCAACACGACCGGCCGACCCAAGGCCCACACGAGCGACGAGGACAACGACAUAGACGACAUAGACGACAUCAUGGACGAGGCCGCGGACGCCGCGUACUACGACGCGCAGGCGAGUUCCCACAUGGGCCCGUCUUCCUCGUCUUCGGCGGACGAGUCGAGCGACGGCGGCAAGGCGGCGCGGUCCGACGAGAUGAGUGUCAUCUACGCCCUCACUGCGCUAGCCGAAGGCAACUCGGGCAAGACUGGGAACCGCAGCAAGAAGCAGAAGAAAGCGAAGCCAUCAGCCCAAGUCCAGCCAGACGUUCGCGAUGGGAAAGCAGCGGGCGGACAACCUGACAAGGAAGGAAGUGAAGGGUCGAAGGAGCAGCAGCAGCAGUCGCCGACCAUGCCGACAGAGGCAUCCACGCAGGAGCAAUCGUAAGGUUAUAUAAAUAUAUGCCCAAGUAGCGUUAUGUACUGUUGGCGUGAUUAACUGUUAACUCAACGGUACAAUCUUCG
Molecule: messenger RNA, 964 nt
Organism: Aphanomyces astaci
Lineage: Eukaryota; Oomycota; Saprolegniomycetes; Saprolegniales; Verrucalvaceae
Exons: 2
Coding region: 60-887 (275 amino acids)
Source: RefSeq, a predicted model, not a curated record